AUGCAAAAUCGCACUUCGUCACCGUUCUUGCCCACGCUGGUGACGCUACUUUGGAAAAACCCCCGCUUUUUGAUUCCUGAAUAAUUUCCCCCACAAUCCAUCUUUCUUGCUGUGACCCAAAUUUCGGAUUCGAUUCUGUUUGGUGGGUUUCGAUCCCGUGAGGUUUCUAUUGAGGUUUUGGCACAGCUAUGGAGGCACGACCUGCUUUAUCCAUUCAGAGAUCAGGUGCAAGUCAGCUUACUAGCCAUGGGGUAUCUGGAGGUCUGUCAUCAUCUUUACCCGCCCUUUCAACACAUCUGGAAGAGUCAUAUCUAAAUUUCCCCCAACAGGCACAUGCAGAAAGGGAACUGAUUAUUAGGCCUUUGGCCCAUGCAACUCGUCUUCCCACCAAUAAUGGGAUGGUUGGUCACAUAUUUUCAUCAUCGCCUGGAUUUUCAAGUGAUAUUCAUUACUCAUCUGCAUUACCAACUGAAAAGCAUUCAAGAAAUUCUCCUUUCAUUUCUCAGUCGCCAACUAAUACUGCAGUAUUGCCAUUAGCACAAUCGUCAAAUUCACUGUUGCCUCAAUCUACAAUACCAAGUCACUGCAACAAAGAAAAUAGUGGUUCUUGGUGUUCAGAUCCUGAUUUUCUUGAUUUUCCUGUAAGCAUCUCUUUCCUGACCAGUCAAUUUGAAAACAGAAGCUGUAGUGGUAUUAUGAGAUCUGAUGACUUUGGAAAACAAAAUUAUUGGCAGGAAUGGGCAGACCAGCUUAUCACUGGUGAUGAUGCAUUGGCCUCCAAUUGGAAUGAGCUUCUUGUUGACAAUGUUACGAAUCUGGAACCAAAGACGGCAUAUCAGGGGGAAAAACCAUGCGCAACCGUACCUGUACAGAAUCAACAACUUCCUUCUCCAUCUGUAGAAAGUCAAAGUGUUGUAAACCCCUAUUCAUCAGCAAAUAACGCCCCAGCAAAAUCACGAAUGCGGUGGACACCAGAACUUCAUGAAGCCUUUGCUGAAGCUGUCAACCAAUUGGGAGGCUGUGAAAGAGCUACUCCAAAGGGCGUGUUGAAGCUUAUGAAAGUUGAAGGCUUGACAAUUUAUCAUGUUAAAAGUCACUUGCAGAAAUACAGAACAGCUAGAUACAGACCAGAGCCAUCCGAAGGAUCCUCAGAGAAAAAGUUGACAUCGAUGGAAGAAAUCUCAUCUCUGGACCUGAAAACGGGAAUGGGGAUCACUGAAGCUUUGCGGUUACAGAUGGAAGUCCAAAAGCGGUUGCAUGAACAGCUGGAGAUUCAAAGAAAUUUGCAGUUGCGAAUUGAAGAACAAGGGAGGAACCUCCAAAUGAUGUUUGAGAAGCAAAAGUCAGGUUUAGACAUACUGAAGGUAUCAUCUUCUAAUCCGGAGAAUCCACCAGCUCCUUCAGAUGCGACCAAUGAGUCUCCUACGAAAAGUGAACUGGAAUCCUCCCAGAGGGAUCACGUAAAUUCCGGAACAGGCACUGUUAAUGCCAAGUCCAUGUUGGAGAGAAGUCCACAAGAAGUUUGUGGAGAGCAUAAGGCACCAGAAACUGGUGAUCUAGAGAAAGCUGAAACCCUUGUUUCUGAGUCGAAUUCGCAACCCUUGAAGCGCCCACGAAUUGAAGAAUAAGUUAUAACAGCUUUGAACUGAGUACCGUAAUUAGUUCAUGGAUGAAUUCAGCAGUAGGAUAGGCCAAGUUGAGAUAAGGUUAGAGCAUAGAGCUUUUGAAGUUUAAGUGUCCUCUUCCCUCUUGUUAUUGUGAACCUGUCUUUAGUUGAACCCAAAAAAAAAGAAGAAAAAAGAAGCUUAUAAACUAGUUUGAUUUUCCGGUCUCCAACCUCCUCAAGUGAAAAUGCAGGUGAUUUAUAAACACAGGUUGCACAGAUUGCAUUAGUUGGAGCCCAAUUUUUUAGGGAAUGUAGUUUUCAUGAACUUUGUCGAAAGAUAUGAAUAAAAUUCCCAUUCCGAGAUUUGUACAUGGCUUCAAUGUACUAUAGUCCAUAUGUAUUGUGGUUUUAGUAUCUCCUUACGAGUAAAG
Hibiscus syriacus is the source of this 2037-nucleotide messenger RNA. Its product is annotated as protein PHOSPHATE STARVATION RESPONSE 1-like. Lineage: Eukaryota; Viridiplantae; Streptophyta; Magnoliopsida; Malvales; Malvaceae. The transcript is spliced from 8 exons. The coding region runs from base 189 to 1628 and encodes 479 amino acids. The record is from RefSeq and is a predicted model, not a curated record. Gene Ontology annotation, molecular function: DNA binding; DNA-binding transcription factor activity.